GAGAAUCCUGGCCACGUCGUGUUUGACCCCGCUGCAAUGAAGAGGGUCAUGAUCUGCCAACGCCACCUGGGCAUCUACCAGAAGGGCUGCCCGCAGAACGGCAUCAGUGACGCGUGCGAGCGCGUGAAGGAGCCUGAGCAGCGGGCCAAGAUGGACCAGGUCGAGCGCAACGGCAACUUGCGUGGCACCGAUGCGAGGCCGUGGGGCUUACCACAGAGCGUCGGGCAUGUCGCCCAGUGGGGUUGCAGAGCGCAUCGUCUGGCGACUGCCGUGAACAAGGAUGAGUGGGAGAAGGUCCACGGGAAGAAGAUGACGCAGCGGUUUCCCAAGCCCGAGCACCCGACGAUGAUGGCCAUGAAGGAGGACGGCAGCAUGGAGUUCGAGAAGGUGUGGCUCUACAGGCCUGUGCCGUGGAGCGGUUUCAGGAUGGUUGAAGUCAGCGCAGGCCUCGCGACGGAGAUCAACACGCCCAUGAUGCCGUCGGACCGUCACUACUACGAGGACCAGGCGAAGGAUGUGGCCGCGGACACGGCCAAGAAGGAGAUGUCGCGCCUCAAGGUUCCUUGGAAGAGCUUCGCCGAUGGCAUGAACUCCCUCCCAGCGAGCUUGUUCGAUGCGCAUGGUGAGCCGAAGCUCCGCCCGCUAGGUUUCACCAUGGACGAGUGGGGCAGCAGCGAGGUGGUGGCCACGGGCGCGCCCAUGCCUUUUACGCCAGGGGCCAUGAGGAUGCAGAUGCGUGGGGAAGCGUCGUCGGCUGCAGAUGCUCCGAUGACGCCAGCGGCGCGCGACGGCAACCUGGAUGCGAUGGAGAGGCAGACGGCAACAUUCAACCUUGACGAGCCUGUGACAUGCAGCAAGAGGGACGACGCCGAGAGCAUGAUCAGUUUGGGCUCCGCUGCGUUAGGCGGCAAAGCCGACGCCCAGAAGUACAUGGGCGUCCUGGACUUGGAAGUCGCCCAGCAAUCGCCGAAGCUGGGUAAUCUGUACCACCACGCCACCAACUACUCCCAGCGGGUCGGCGACGACAAGACCAAAGAUGCGAACAUAAAGGAGCUCAAGAACAGAUUGGAACUCUUCGGGCACGCUAAGAGAUUCAACAGUCGACAUGAGGGGUCUUACACCUACGACGCGCUGGCGGCGUCAUACGAUACUUUGGUUUCUGCUCAGGUCCGCAUGCUCCCCGUGGCCAACGCCGUCAUCUGGAAGAAGAAGGUUGAUAUGAUGUUGCAGGCUGAUGUCACAAAGGAGUCUGCUUCUGCGAUGUUCAGGGCUUGCGCUCCGAUCCCGCUCCCUGCUUCCAUGGACGAGGCCUUCGACGUUCGGGCCCCGUGCCUAUCCCGAUUGUCGGCCGUCGACGAGUGGUGCAAGAUCCAGAGGUUUUACUUGUAUUUCUGCGAGUCCUGUUUCCUGCCGAAGCUGGAGUCGGGCUGCCACGAGGGGAUCAUUAGCAGCAUCAUCGUGGACAUGAGACAGUACAUCACACGAGUGCUGGAAUCGUGCCAUAUCGGCGAGGUCACCGUGAAGUUCUUCUUGGAGCUCAACCGCCUGCUGCGGGGGACCCAGGAUUGCAUGAACAUCGAGGCGAUCUUCCACAGCGGGGAGUUCGAGGAGAGAUGCAAGGGCGUCCUGCUGCUCGCCGAGACACGGUGCUCAGAGAAGUUGCGGAAGACCUUCGCCCUGGCAGUCCAGUACCAUGAGAAGUACAGCAGGGUUGUGACGGAUAUCCACAUGUACGUCAAAUCGCUGGAUGGCGUCAUCUCGGACUUCGAUGAGUUGGUGGAAGAGCUGAGGGAAGAGAUCGUCCUCGAGGGCGAUGGCGAGGCUGCGUUCAAACUCGCAGACCAGAUGAAUAGCUUGAAAUCGAAGCUGGUUAACGCUGCCAAGAUCAUGGGGAGGUUGGAACCGUCGAGCCGAAUGCACGGGACUAUCAUGCAUCGCAUCGUCAGCAAGUGCUUGAAGUAUGUAUCGAUGAUCAAUGCCAGGCCAUCGCCGCAGGAAGGUGAGGCCACAUCCGCCUUGGACAUGAUGCGCGAAGCUGCCGUCCAGUUCCCCUUCAACCCGGAGCUCAACACCGUCCUCGCCGAGCUCCAGGCCGCGACCGUAGCGGCGAGCGAGGCCGAGAGCACCGAGCUGUCCACCGCUAUCGUCACGGAGGUGCAGGCAGAGUGCGAGAAGGAGUCCGCAGAGUUGACGGUGGAGCUCGUUCAGAGGCUUCAUGAUUGCGCAGAGAAGCUGAGUGACAACAAUCGCCAGCCUUCCGAGCUCGAAGCUGUCUGCACACUCGUAUCCUCCAUGGUUCACGCCACGGCGAAGGACGAGUUGAAGCAGGAUGUCUGCGACGCCAUCGUGCACGCGAUCGGGGUGCUCAAGAACGUGUUUGCUUACCAGCUUGCGGGGAGCUCUGCGUCGAGCAAUUUGCUUCUCGUCGUCGGCAGUGCGCUCGCGUCAGUCUCGAACCUGGCCCGUGCUUGCGAAGCAGUGGAGACGUACUUCAAGUGGGACGGGGGGGAUGCCGAGCCAGACUUGACGGCCAUCGCUUGUGGAGAUCACCAGUCCAGGUCAAUCACCCACGAGUUCAACGCUGCGAGGGUUAAGUGGGACGGCCUCGUGAACAAAGACAUCACUUCGUCGGAGCACCGUGAUCACCCAGGUAUCCAGGCGCUCGUCUCCGCCGCGCCCAAGCUCAAGAAGGUGACGGGCAUCAAGCUCGAGAGCGUGGGCGAGAAUAUCAAGCGAAUCAAGCAGGAUGAGCUGACGGAGAAGCUCCAGUCCUUGAAGCGCAACUGCGGCGGGCUACCCGACGCGGAGUGGGAGCGCGGGUUCAAAGGGAAGUCCUUCAAGAUGUUGCAGGAGCAUUGCGACAAGACCCUCCUGGGAGAGAACUCGACGGCGGGCGGGCUGAAGAAGGAGUGGACGGCGCUCGAGAAGGAUUUGAAUGCUGGGGCGUCAAGUUUUCGCGAG
Prorocentrum cordatum is the source of this 2961-nucleotide messenger RNA. The record is from the annotation of a GenBank genome assembly. Lineage: Eukaryota; Dinophyceae; Prorocentrales; Prorocentraceae.